AUGGAGCUCCAGGAUGAUAUCAUCAAGCAUCAAAACAGUCGUUUGGAUGAGAUGUCUUUACAACCAGACGAGUACGUGAAGAAAAAAGCUCUCCUGAAAUACAAAGUCAUCUGUGCUGUUCUGCUGUGUGCUUUGGUGGUUAUAUCCCUGGGACUAGGUUUAGGACUAGGACUGAACCGUGGAGACGAGGAGCAAGUCAGCUGCAGGCACAAGUGCAAUGAGCCCCAUGGGAAAGAGGUGCGCGGCUGCCGGUGCGACAGUGGCUGCUGCUGGGACUACGAGGACACCUGCGUGCAGCCAACCCGAUCUUGGAAGUGCACUAAUUUCCGUUGUGGUGAGACACGGAUACCUGGAAGUUACUGUUCUUGUUCUGAUGACUGCUUGGAGAAAAAAGAUUGCUGUGUAAACUACAACAGUGUUUGCAAAGGUGAAAUACCUUGGGUAGAAGAACCAUGUGUAUCACUUGAAACUCCUCAGUGUCCAUCUGGGUUUGACCUGCCACCACUUAUCCUUUUUUCAAUGGAUGGGUUUAGAGCAGAAUACUUGGAAACUUGGAGGUCUUUGCUGCCAAAUAUCGAAAAACUCAAAACAUGUGGCACACAUUCAAAAUACAUGAGAGCUGUUUACCCCACAAAAACCUUUCCAAACCACUACACUAUUGUCACAGGAUUGUAUCCAGAAUCUCAUGGUAUUAUUGAUAACAGCAUGUAUGAUGUAGAACUGAACGAACAUUUCUCGCUUUCGGGGACGGAAAAAUUCAAGCCCUCAUGGUGGAAGGGGCAGCCAGUCUGGCUGACAACAGUGUACCAAAAUUUGAAAGCAGGCACCUUCUUUUGGCCAGGCUCUGAUGUUGAGAUUAAUGGAACAUACCCCACCUUGUAUGAAGUAUACAACAAUUCAGUUACAUUUGAACAAAGAAUUUCAGGUAUAUUGAAAUGGCUCGAUUAUGCCAAAUCUGAGAGGCCUGAUUUCUAUACUUUAUACAUUGAAGAACCCGAUUCUUCUGGACAUUCAUUUGGACCAGUUAGUGGUGGUGUAAUCAAAGCCUUACAGCUAGCAGAUCAAGCACUGGGGAUGCUAAUGGAUGGACUUAAACAAAGAAACCUGCACAAAUGUGUAAACCUUAUUGUUUUAGCUGAUCAUGGGAUGGAGAUGACCUACUGCAAACAGUUAGAAUAUAUGACUGAUUACUUCAACCCACUUGAUUUCUACAUAUAUGCUGGGCCUGCAGCUCGCAUUCGAGCAAGUAACGUUCCACAGGACUAUUUUACUUGUAAGUCAGGAAUUGUUAAAAACCUCACAUGCAAAAGAUCCCCUCAGCACUUCAAGCCUUACCUUACACCUGACUUGCCAAAACGGUUCCACUAUGCUAACAACAUUCGUAUUGAUAAAGUUCAUCUUUUGGUGGAUCGACAGUGGCUGGCUGUGAGGGACAAAAGUUACACAUAUUGUGAUAGGGGUAACCAUGGCUAUAACAACGAAUUUAAAAGUAUGGAGGCUAUAUUCUUAGCAUAUGGCCCAAGCUUUAAAGAGAAAACAGAAGUGGAUGCUUUUGAAAACAUCGAGGUUUACAACCUUAUGUGUGAUUUGCUGCAUAUUACACCAGCACCAAACAAUGGAACACAUGGCAGCUUGAACCACCUCUUAAAAAAACCUUUUUACAAUCCUUCACAUGCAAAAGAAGACUCAUCUCCUUCUUCAUGUCCAGUUUCCCAUCUGACUCCCAUAGAUGAUCUGGGAUGCACAUGCGUGCAUAUAUCAAAUGUUUCAGUAAUAAAUGAGAGGUUAAAUCUCACCACAGCAGAAAUAGAGAAUGCAAAUUCAUAUCAUUUGCCAUAUGGGAGACCCAGAGUUCUUCAGAAGAAAAAUGUCUACUGCCUCCUUUGGCACCAUCAGUAUGUGAGUGGCUACAGCUACGAUAUCUUGAUGCCAUUGUGGACCUCAUAUACUGUGAAUAAGCUUGAAAACACAUCUCCUCUUCCUCCCACUGUUUCAGACUGUCUGCGGGCUGAUGUUAGAAUCCCUGUUGCUCGGAGCCAGAAUUGUUCCAACUACCCAGAAGGGCUGACCUUCACCCGCAGUUUCCUCUAUCCUCCCAACUUUAGUUCAUCUACUCUUGAACAGUAUGAUGCCUUACUCACCAGCAAUAUUGUUCCCAUGUAUAGAGCUUUCACAGACAUAUGGGACUAUUUCCAUAAUGUACUUCUUCCGGAGUAUGCUAGAGAAAGGAAUGGAGUAAAUGUCAUCAGUGGACCAGUGUUUGAUUACAAUUAUGAUGGCCAUUUUGAUACUCUUGAUGAAAUUAAGCAACAUGUAAACAAUACAGAAAUCCCUGUCCCAACCCAUUACUUUGUGGUUCUGACUAGCUGCAAGGACAAGUCCUAUACGCCAUUCAACUGUUCAGGCUCCUUGGAUGCUUUGUCUUUUAUCAUUCCUCACCGACCUGACAACACUGAAAGCUGUGCUGAAAACAAGACACUUUCCGAAUGGGUUGAAGAAAGAGUUCAGGCUCAUUCUGCACGUGUUCGGGAUGUGGAGCUGCUAACUGGGCUUGACUUUUACCAGGAAAGAAAAGAACCCAUCUCUGAGAUCUUACAACUAAAAACAUUUUUGCCAGUAUUUGAGGCUGAAAUUAACUGAGUAUCUAUUAAAAAAGUGUCAGUGCUUGGAAGAAAGCAAAUUCAAGCGAUUUACCUUUUUUCCUUGCCAAAGUAUGUAGGAAACACGACUACAGCUCUUCUAUAGGAAAACACAC
This is a messenger RNA of Eurypyga helias (sunbittern), 2755 nucleotides long. RefSeq names its product ectonucleotide pyrophosphatase/phosphodiesterase 3 (gene ENPP3). NCBI's taxonomy places the organism in Eukaryota, Metazoa, Chordata, Aves, Eurypygiformes, Eurypygidae. The record is from RefSeq and is a predicted model, not a curated record. Gene Ontology annotation, molecular function: nucleic acid binding; metal ion binding; nucleoside triphosphate diphosphatase activity. Gene Ontology annotation, biological process: nucleoside triphosphate catabolic process.